AUGUUGGCUGUUAUGUUGGAGCCCAAUGUCGGCAGCUGCUCAGCCAGCUGCGGGAUGCGAAGUCGGAGCCCGAGGCCAUCUAACUACAGCGCUGGGAUCAGCUCGUGCGAUGAGGGCGAGCAGUGGCAGUUGGCCAUGUCGCUGCUGAGCGAGAUGUGGGAGGCGAAGCUGGGGCUCAAUGCCAACAGCUUCAGCGCUGGGGUUAGCGCGUGCGGGAAGGGCCAGCAGUGGCAAAUGGCCAUGUCGCUGCUGAGCGAGAUUUGGGAGGCGAAGCUGGGGCUCAAUGCCAUCAGCUUCAGCGUUGGGACCAGCGCGUGCGGGCAGGGCGAGCAGUGGCAGCAGGCUCUGGCGCUGCCGAGCGAGAUGCUGGGUGUGAAGCUGGAACCCACCAUCAUCUGCUACAGCACCCCGAUCAGCACGUGCGAGACGAACGGGGCAGCGUUCGGGACCGACGCGUUGACCUGCCAGCAGUGGAUUCCCCACGGGUUCGCACCAGUCAGCCACAACGCUUUGAUCAACGCGUGCUAG
Molecule: messenger RNA, 528 nt
Organism: Prorocentrum cordatum
Lineage: Eukaryota; Dinophyceae; Prorocentrales; Prorocentraceae
Source: the annotation of a GenBank genome assembly